Oryza brachyantha (malo sina) is the source of this 953-nucleotide messenger RNA. RefSeq lists its product as uncharacterized. The record is from RefSeq and is a predicted model, not a curated record. Bases 116 to 427 code for a protein of 103 amino acids. The transcript is spliced from 3 exons. NCBI's taxonomy places the organism in Eukaryota, Viridiplantae, Streptophyta, Magnoliopsida, Poales, Poaceae.
UAAAAAGGGGUUGAGGGCAUGACCAAGAUGUGUAGUGCAAGGGCACAUGAAGCCAGCAGAGAUUCCAUUCUGUUGAGAACUUGAGAUAGUGCUGCUCAACAGCCUUCUAUAGUGCAUGCAUGCAAUGGGGAAAUCACCAGCACUACCACUCUACUAUCUUCUUCUUAUCACCUUGGUGGCAUUCUACUUGUUGAUUGUUUCUUCCAAUGCUAUACCUCUGUCAAGAGUGCAAAGGCUGCCCUUGCAAGAGUCCAGUGAUAUGCCAUUGGUCAGAGGCAUCAGCACAGCAAAGCCAAAGAUAGAAAUGGAGAGAUCCAUUGUCAUCCCAGGGGAGGACGUUGUGAUUAAUGCGAGGGUGGCUUUGGAGACACAGGACUAUCCGCCCUCAGGCCCUAACAACCACCACAAGCCACCGGGUUGGAGCUGAGCUAGCUAGCUACGAUCCAUCACUUAUAUUGAAUUGUGCUUCAAAUCUCAACGAUCAGAGCAGUUUUAACGUCCUUGAGAAUGGUACCAGGAGAUACCACUUUUUUCUAUAUAAAUUUUGGUACCUCUUGAUCUCUUAGGUACUAGAAGAUACCAAAUUUUAUAUUAAAAUUUUGGUAUCUCCUGGUACCUUCUCAAGCACCGUAAAAUUGCUCUAAUGAUCAUGUGCAUGCAGUCCCUAUAGCCGCGCGUGCCCUUUUCCCUUCAUGUGUGAUGAUCAUAUUGCAAAUUUUAAUGUUGUCCAUGUCUCUUGUCGCUGUGUGUGUAUCCAAGUUGUUACCCUUAAUUAAAAAGCAAGCAGCUAUUUAAGGAUGUAUGAGACGCAUGUGCCUGUUAAUUCUACACAUGGCAGUGAUCAUAUAUUCAUAUGUAACAAGAGGUUAAUAGAUCGACUUGAAUUUAACUGAGUCUUGUUCCGUCCUUGUAAGUUGUAACUGUGUGCACAAUAUUUGUUCCUCUCUCUCUCU